This is a messenger RNA of Ornithorhynchus anatinus (platypus), 507 nucleotides long. RefSeq names its product zinc finger and SCAN domain-containing protein 31-like. NCBI's taxonomy places the organism in Eukaryota, Metazoa, Chordata, Mammalia, Monotremata, Ornithorhynchidae. The record is from RefSeq and is a predicted model, not a curated record. The coding region runs from base 1 to 507 and encodes 168 amino acids. The transcript is spliced from 2 exons.
AUGAUUGCAGAAUUGAGGAGGGAAGCAGCCCUGGAAUCUCAGGCCCAGACUCCCCACUGUAAGGAGGGGCCCCUGACGGGUAGCCCCCAGGGGGACAGGGCCUGGGGGAGCGAAUCUGGCCGACACGGGAACGAGGAGCUCUCCCGCCGGCGCUUCCGGUGGUUCCGCUACCAGGAGGCGUCCGGGCCCCGCGAGGCCCUGGAGCGGCUGCGGGAGCUGUGCCAUCGCUGGCUGAGGCCGGACCGGCACACCAAGAAGCAGAUCCUGGAGCUGCUGGUGCUGGACCAGUUCCUGGCCAUCCUGCCUGCAGACACCCAGGUCUGGGUGCAAAUCCAGAGCCCCGAGAACGGGGAGGAGGCGGUGGCCCUGGUGGAAGAUUUAGAGGAAGACUUCAGCAGGACACCUCAGUGGCUCCGCCAGCUCCACGGGGAGCUGCUCUUCCCCAGGACACGAGCCUGGAAGACGAGGCAGCGGCUGCCGCCCUUGAAGAAACCAGGCCUCAGGUGA